CGCCAGUUUGGCUUAGUCCAAAUCACCGGGCGCCGUGCGUGUGUGUACGUGAAGAGUCAUCUGAAUCUAUGAUACUUUAAUCGCAGCUAUUAACCGCCUCCAAUGCCAUUCAAACCAUCUAGCUAUGUAUGGCUCUUCCGGUUAAGUAGCUUUACCGGCGUACUGCGUUUGUCAGCGAGUCCGUCCCGCCGUGUCAGACCGACAUUUCACACGGGUCUUCCGUUACUCUUCGCCCGGAAACUCACGAUGCAGUCGAGUCGAAAUGUAACCAGCAGCAGCGGUUGCGGCGAUGAGAGCUUGGCCAGAGCAGACACGUCAGGGCCGGGGCUUUUCAGAAACAUUCCUAGUGUCACAACAGAAGAUACGGGUCCUCCGCUGGAGAAGAAACGAAUGGAAAGCGUGCUUCUCCUACACGAGAGAAACUUGAGGACACCCAGUCCCCUGUUUGGGGCCAAUUGUGAUGACGACUCGGAGGCAGAGUCUUUUCGGGAUGGGCGAACCGAGGAAGUCGACCGGGACACCCGGGGCAGGGCGUUUGCCUGGUGCCGAGACUUUUUGUCAGGGUCGUGGAAGACUAUCCAAGAGGAUGAUUUUCAAAUAAGCAUCGUCAGUGGUGGACUGAGUAAUCUGCUGUACCUGUGUAGUUUGCCUGAGCAUGUGCACUGUGUGGGAGAGGAACCUCGCCAGGUGCUCCUCAGAGUCUAUGGUGCCAUCUUACAGGGAGUGGACUCUCUGGUGUUGGAGAGUGUGAUGUUUGCCAUCCUAGCAGAACGAACUCUUGGGCCAAAACUUUAUGGCAUCUUUCCCGAGGGACGCUUAGAACAAUACCUUCCUAAUACCCGCAUGCGCACUCAUCAUCUUUCAGAUCCGGCCAUCUCAGCUGAGAUUGCUACCAAGUUGGCACGUUUCCAUGACAUGCUUAUGCCUUUUAACAAAGAGCCUAAGUGGCUGUUUGGGACCAUUGACAAGUACAUGGAUCAAGUGAUGAAGCUUACUUUUGUACGGGAUGCUCAUUUGAAGAAGUACAAGAAGCUGAUGAAGCUGGAUCUGCCUGCUGAGCUGGAGAGCCUCCGUGCAUUGCUGGCAGCGACUCCAUCGCCAGUGGUGUUUUGCCACAAUGAUGUCCAGGAAGGUAACAUUCUCAUCCUGGAAGACAGGGACCACACCUCAACAGAAACACUCAUGCUCAUAGACUUUGAAUACAGCAGUUACAAUUACAGAGGGUUUGACUUUGGAAACCAUUUCUGUGAGUGGAUGUAUGAUUACACCUAUGACCAGUGGCCUUUCUACAAAGCCACACCAGAGAACUACCCCACCAGAGAGCAGCAGCUUCAUUUCAUAAGAAAUUAUUUGGCAGAACAGAGAAAAGACUCUGACUCUCCCAUGAACCAGACACAGACUGAAGAGGACAUGAUAAUCGAGGCAAACAGAUAUGCCUUGGCGUCGCACUUCCUCUGGGGUUUGUGGUCCAUCAUUCAAGCCAAGAUAUCCAAGAUUGAGUUUGGAUACAUGGACUAUGCCCAGUGUCGUUUUGAUGCCUACUUCAAGCAAAAAAAGCUCUUCUCCUAAAUUCCAUCAUGUUUAUUAGAAUGUAAUUGUAAUCACUGUACUUCUCAUCUGUUUGUUCUUAUCAUUCAUCAAGGCCACCUCAUGCUUCAGAAUUAUUAUGCGUUAUUGAAACUCUAUGCAGCUCUGCUUAUGACAAGUAAUGGUUUGUAAAAGGUUUUUUUUUUUUUUUUACAUUUUAAGAAUGAGCAGAAAUACAAUAUAACCUUUCAGGCAAAUACCUAUCCCCACAGUGUGAAAUUUUGUUGUAGCAGAUAUAGCUCCUUAGCACAGAAUGUUGUUGUUUAUCAUUUAAGGGGCUCUUGUCAAUGUGAUGAUCAGCUAUUUUAUUCUAUCGUCCAUUUUUAGAUGCACUUCACCUCUUUGGACCAAUUUAUGACAUUGACAUUGUUAAUUCUUAAGCCGUGCUCUCUGUGCAUGUCAGUGACAGACAAUCCUGGUUGCCAGAAAAUUAGUGUCUUUUCUUUUGAGACUAUACAUUUUUACUGUAAUAGCCAUUUUUGACUAUUAUAUUAAUUCUGCUUUAUGUCUUUAGUCAUUCUACCUCACUUCUUUCCUCUGAUGUUCAUUCUGCAUCCAGGUGCAUAGAUUCCAUAAGGGCUGAUUGUGAAAAGCAUCCUGUGGGGGAAGAGACAAACUGUGAACAUUCUCACCUAGCUACUCCAAACUUUAACUGUCUCAUGUGUCACAUGUAGUUUUCUAGCAGAGCAUGUGAAAAUAUUCCCCACCAGUAUUUAAAGAAGAGACUUAAAAGCUCACACACAUUCAUCAAAUUAUCAUGAGGGCUAGUUUAUACAGUAUCACUGUAGUCAACCACAUAAUGAGUUAACCACAUAACCAUUAGAACAGUUGUGUAAGGUAUUUAAGGUGGUAGAAUUGGAUCUUAUCACCACUUCAAGAAAUCGGUUAUUAACUGUACAUUUUUGCUGCAAACUGUCUGUCCAUAUGUAAUUUAGCUUGUGUUACCUCUUAUCAUGUACGGUAUAUGUCAUUGUAUGCUGAUGUUGAUCUGAUAACUGAUCAAGCUUUUUUUUUGUCCUUAAUCUUUUUGUCUGUAGGUUAACAAAAAUUUCCAUCUGGCACAUAUGUAACCACAGUAAACUGGAUUUCCUAAAUUAGACCCAAUAAUAAUUGAAAUCUGUGUUAGAUUAAAAUCACACUUUCGUUGUAGCUUAUUGGACUUAUUUAUUUAUUUAGACUGUCCCCUUGAUUUGUUUGAAUGCACUGCCAUCAGUUAACAUCUCCAUGUUUUUGUUUUACACUUAGCUGCACAUGUUUACUCAUGAAAAUUAACUAAAAGUUUAAAUUGUGCCUCAUUAACUGUAGCUGGUUUUUACAGCAAAACUGUCCCAGUACAGUUUAAUUCUGUUAAAAUUUCUCUGUACUAUGUUGGUCCUAUUUGCACUACUAAAAGCAUAAUUCAAAACCUAAUAAAGAAAUGUGAUUAGAACCUGAAUAA
Messenger RNA from Lates calcarifer (barramundi perch), 3025 nucleotides. RefSeq names its product choline kinase beta (gene chkb). NCBI's taxonomy places the organism in Eukaryota, Metazoa, Chordata, Actinopteri, Centropomidae. The record is from RefSeq and is a predicted model, not a curated record. Gene Ontology annotation, biological process: phosphatidylethanolamine biosynthetic process; CDP-choline pathway. Gene Ontology annotation, cellular component: cytoplasm. The coding region runs from base 103 to 1569 and encodes 488 amino acids. Gene Ontology annotation, molecular function: ethanolamine kinase activity; choline kinase activity. The transcript has 11 exons.